Messenger RNA from Didymosphaeria variabile, 1731 nucleotides. RefSeq lists its product as uncharacterized. The coding region runs from base 1 to 1731 and encodes 576 amino acids. The transcript has a single exon. Gene Ontology annotation, molecular function: structural constituent of ribosome. Gene Ontology annotation, biological process: mitochondrial translational initiation. The record is from RefSeq and is a predicted model, not a curated record. Lineage: Eukaryota; Fungi; Ascomycota; Dothideomycetes; Pleosporales; Didymosphaeriaceae. Gene Ontology annotation, cellular component: mitochondrial small ribosomal subunit.
AUGGCCCUCCGACGGCAGAGUUUGUCGCCGACAGCCAAUUUGCUGCGCAAUUCGCGUCUCUUCUCUCUCCCAAACCCCCUCCCGCGCCCCCAGGUCUCCGAAAGUGUCGGCGCCGGCACCCAGAAAGUUUCCGAUACCGCGACUCUCCCAUACCCAACGCAUCAAGCGAUUGCGACGACACCAAGGUCGCUGGCACGAGGAGAUUGGGGUUUGAAGAGGCCGCUUCCCUCGCGAGCCCAUAUAGUGCAGACUAGCAGCCCCGUGGUCAAGGUGAAGCAGCUGGACACCAUCGAGCAUGUGACCGAUUUCGAUUCGGCGGCAGACCAUGUACGGACAAGGCAGAAGUUCGAGGAGCUAUCAGUGCCCAUGAUGAAGGGCAUGGCUGCCAUGCGAGACGAAGCUUUAGGAUUGCCGGCGGCCGGUGCCUUCGAGCGUCGGUCAGACGUAACGGCGUAUGAGUUGGACGAAGGCCUCGACGAAGCCGGCGUGGUCCUGGAAGCCAUCAAGAAGAGCGUGCUUGAGAAUGCUGCCAAGCGCAAGGGGAAAAAGGAUGAACACACUUUUGUUCCAUUCAACCUACCGCAACCCGACAUGGCCCGCCACAGCGCUCGCCGGUGGAAGCACGAAGGCCCAUGGCUUCCCGGAAUGAGCGCCGACGAGUUCACAAGAUACAUGACCGAACAGCUUUCCUCUCGGAAGAAAGAGUUCAAUAAGUAUCUACGUCACUAUGUGAAGAACGAAAUCUACACCUCACGCCAGGUAGCCUCAAGGAGCCAAACGCCCGAGAAUCCUCUAGAUCUCGAUGCCCACCUUGCACAGCAAGAAGACCCAGAGUUCAUCACCGAACAAGCUAAAAAGUGGGCUGACAUUUCCGAGGAUGAAAUCGACGCAGGCAUCAAGAAGCUUCGAAGCGAAGCCGCUGUCAACCCUCUACAAUCACGCCUAGUUCAGCGCCUGAUCGUACCAUUUCUCCGUAUCCCGACCAUCAAGCUCAAAGACACAACCUUCUCUGCGGACGCCAGGAGCGACGAUACCGUCAGGUACCGUUUUGACGACGACGUUGCACCCCUCUCUACGCAUCCCUCUGCCGGUCUGGGAUACCUCCGCACAAACGCAUACUUGACCAACCACCCCAUCCUCGGGCCACAAGACAAGCGUGCACCAGUCCAGGCCCGUGUAAUAGAGUCUCGCAAUGCAAGCAGACAGACCACAGCGAAGCUCGGUGUUGCAGGUUUCGUUACCAACGACGAAUUCGUAUCCACGGGCGAGAGGAGCGGUCGGUUCCGCGCGAACGAGGAUCCUGCCUACGAUAUCGAUGUCCGCACCGAAGGCGGCGCGAAGGUCAACAUUCUUCCUCAAUUCGCAUCCGUCACCAACAAUGGUCGCAUUCACAUUAAACUGAAACGAUCUAUCGGUGCAGAGGUACAGGUUGCCAAUGGCUCGCUAGAAGACAGGCCUCCCUCACGAGCAAACUUCGAAGGAAACUCAGAAAAUCUUCUGAGAAAUUUGGGCUCAGGAAGGAGUGGUACGGAGCUGGACGAGCAGAGCCCUCAGGCGCAACAAUUCAUGAUGCAAUUUGCAUCUGAUGCCAACGCAAACCCCUUCGCGGCGCGUGCGUCCAAGCCUUUCUCGCCUACAAGCCAGCCAGUGGAUGAGACGCAGAGCUUGGGUGAGAUGAGGCCAGGCGUGGCAGAGGCGAUAGGAGGAGAGGAUGAGAAGAGAAGAAGGUGA